CAGAAACAACCAUCCAGCGCUACAAGGCAAGAAUCGUCAGUUCGAGCCUGUUUCACUUCCAUCUUCAGAAAGUGUUGCAGCCAUCGUCUGGCAGACGUAGUCGGGCUGCGGCUCUGUACUGCGCAAGCAUACAUAUUUUUUGAUCAAAACAAAACUAUCAACUCAAAGUCACGCCGCAUUCGUGCGCCGCUCUUGCAAUCAUGGCGAACAAGCAGGGAAAAAUGCAAAAUCUCAUCAACUAUCGCAUGCGCGUUACGAUGAAGGAUGGAAGACAGAUGACUGGCCAAAUGCUAGCGUUCGACAAACACAUGAACCUGGUUCUCGCCGACACUGAGGAAUUCCGCAAGGUCAAACGCAAGCAAAACCGAUCCGGUGCCCCUCCGGCUCCUGGCUCUGCAGCGGCGGCGGCGGCGGUCGAAGCGGAAGAGAAGCGCACACUUGGAUUGGUUAUUCUCCGUGGAACGAAUAUCGUCAGCUGUAGCGUCGAAGGUCCUCCCCCGUCCGACCCAUCGGCACGACUGGGCCAGUCUGCACCAGGUGGUACUGCAACAGCUCUGCAAGCAGGAGCAGGAAUAUCGAAGCCGGCAGGGCGAGGCCUGCCAGUAGGCUUGGGUGGUCCAGCUGCGGGUAUUGGCGGUCCACCGCCGCCAGGAGGAUUUGGAUUCCCUCCAGGAGGUUUCCCAGGAGGAGCGCCACCGCCAGGAUUUGGAGGAAGAGGAGGUCCAGGUGCUCCUGGUGGUCCCCCGCCUGGCUUUGGAGGCCCGCCACCCGGUUUUGGUGGUCCUCCUGGUGGCCCUCCAGCUGGUUUCCAGCCACCACCCGGCUUCCAAGGAGGACCUCCACCUCAAGGUAGAGGAUUUCCACCGCCAGGGUUUGGAGGAAGAUAAGAAACUCGGGGUUUUGAUGCAUGAUCACCAAAAUGCGUGCAAGGACAAAAGGUCGCUACUCGGAGAAAUCCAUCAGAGUGGCACAUUACCAAAAAUCCGAUACCUUUCGAUCUGCUUGACGGUCUUUGAAAGCUUGUGCCAAUCCGAGAAGUGUUGGACCUGAGCAUUUUCACGAGUCGAUAUCAGAUUGGGUACAAACAGCAGCAAUUAUGUUGCAACUGCGACGGCGAUACGCGAUGAUAUGAAGGUUGCAAUGGGUUCCAGGCCCGACCAUGGUGGACGAUGGCGUUCAGCCUUAUCACCAGUUGCUGGUUAGUCUUGUUGGAUAAAGCUGGCGACGGCGUACCAAACGCAUCCCUCCGUCAGCAAUCCGAACUAAGUCAAUGAAAUCCGAGAAAUCUUGAGAGAAGAUUCACCUCUCUGGAAUUCUUCAUUAUGC
Molecule: messenger RNA, 1326 nt
Organism: Exophiala oligosperma
Lineage: Eukaryota; Fungi; Ascomycota; Eurotiomycetes; Chaetothyriales; Herpotrichiellaceae
Exons: 2
Coding region: 201-887 (228 amino acids)
Biological process (GO): mRNA splicing, via spliceosome
Cellular component (GO): U2 snRNP; U4/U6 x U5 tri-snRNP complex; U2-type prespliceosome
Molecular function (GO): RNA binding
Source: RefSeq, a predicted model, not a curated record